AUGUUAAAUCCCCUCUUCAAUAUCGUUCCCUUUAAUUAUCAUCGGGAAUAGUUCCGAACGCAUGCGCUCACUCAUGGUUUUGUUGUUACAUUCUUCACCAUAAAUCGGUUUCGGGCAGGUGUUUCGUGUUCACACGAUAUCAACAGUAAUCAAGCAACUGGUACUGGCUUUGACAAUUGACGUACAACCGGAAGGAUUGAUAAGAAUAUAAACGUCGUGAAACGAUAAUUGCCUUUUCGUAAAUCCGAUCUACGUAGAUUUUGCAACAUGUCGCUUAUUUCUAUUGACGACAGCGACCCUUGGUUUGCCGAGUUCCAAGCUUGCGAGAAGCUUUUCAGGGAAAUCAUGGAGCAAUUUACAGCGCGCAAUAAACAUCCGAGAGCUUCACAAGCACACGCGAUUAUAUCAGCGAAUGUACGAAUUCGUCUCAAACAGUACAAUCGAGAUAUUCAACAGCUGAAAAACAAAGUGGAUGACGCCUUAAAAUUGAGGACCAUAACUGUCAACGAGGCAGAACGAAGAACGCGGCAAAUCGAGAUAUUGGAGAGUAAGGAAGUGCAGUUGAAAAAGUUGUACGAGACACGGUCAAAUAAUUUAGCGUCGUCCCGUGCGAGUUUACUUACGUCGGGAAGAUCAGCGUUUGCAGAUGGUGGAACAACCUCUUGGGCUGCUGACGAUGACGACGACGACGAUAAGCCUCUUUUAGAUACACAAGUAACUGUUGCUGAUCUUAUGACUCAACAAGACAGGGUCUUACAAGAGCAAGAUAAAAGUUUAGAAGAGUUAUGCAAAGUUAUUGCGAGGCAAAAAGAGAUUGGUCAGACUAUCGGUAACGAAGUCGAUCAUCACAAUGAAAUAAUUGAUAAUUUAGCCAAUCAUAUGGAUACGACGGAUGAAUCCCUGGUUAACAGAACGCAACACAUACAAACAAUUACUGCCAAAGAUCGUACGUGCGGAUACUGGAUAGUAAUAGUUCUUCUUUUUAUUUGUAUCAUCAUAGUUGUCCUAAUUCCAUAAUUUUUAACACAAUUAAUGUGAUGUAUAAAAAUGAUCGAUUUUCUUUUAAUUGUACAUUUGUCUGUUGUAAAUAUUUCUUUACGAAUUAUUGCAUUUUACUCUU
Messenger RNA from Ceratina calcarata, 1120 nucleotides. RefSeq names its product syntaxin 8 (gene Syx8). Gene Ontology annotation, molecular function: SNAP receptor activity; SNARE binding. The coding region runs from base 268 to 1017 and encodes 249 amino acids. The record is from RefSeq and is a predicted model, not a curated record. Lineage: Eukaryota; Metazoa; Arthropoda; Insecta; Hymenoptera; Apidae. The transcript is spliced from 5 exons. Gene Ontology annotation, biological process: vesicle fusion; intracellular protein transport. Gene Ontology annotation, cellular component: SNARE complex; endomembrane system.